UUUGGUAGUACUAGCUUUAAUUUGCCGAACAGAAAGAGAGAUCGAAAAAAAAAACGGUCGACAUAUACACAACGCAUACGGAACCAAAUUCAAAAAAACCAUCAUCAUCAUCGUCACCAUCAACGUUACACAUAUCCAUGUGAGGGGUGCUCUCUCAUACACAAUACCGAAUUCCAAAAUGAAACGAUACACAAAAAAAUUAUACAGGCAACAACAACUUCCAAACAAUGGGCAUCAACGUUGUGUACGAUCAACAUCCACCGUAAUGACACCGCAUGUGUAUCGUGUGUAUGGCAAAGCAUACGGUUGUCUCUUUUCAAUUGUUUAUAGACUCUCGUACAUUCCCGCUUGCACGCAACACACAUACAUCCAUGCAACCACAUAAAUACGUAUGUGCGGCAACACAAAACCGACAAAACAUACUCGACAAGGGAAUCAUUCAAACAAAAUUCCUUCCAGUCGUAUUUCGAACGAUGAAGAACGUAGACCGAAACAAUUCAUUGUUGCAUUUGGCGUAUUGUUGAUAGUAAAAUUACGCCAAGUUCUUUAUUCUUUCUACAAUCUUUUCAUUCAAUUCAGUUUGUUUGUGUUUUUUUUUUCAUUUUCUGUUCCAAUUAAUUUCGACGACAAAAAUUCGGCAUUUCAUUUUUUUUAUAUUGUGAUGCACAGUGAAAUGCAUUCAAUUUGAGCAUUUUUGUUUGUCUGUCAAUUUCGUUCAUAUAAUUGUAUAAAUGCAGAUGUUGUUAAAAGUUGUUUUUCGUCGUCUCUUUCUAUGCCAUUCGAACUGAGUGCUGUGUGUUAAACCUGCACACAACAGAACGAAUUGAAGUGAACAGAAAAAAAACCGACCAUUCAUUGGAAAUUUGACAGUUCAUUCGCAGCCAAAGCAAAGAGAGAAAGAGAACGAACACUAAAAACAUUGUCCGUUGUACAUUAUUGGAAUGAAUGUUGUGCUCAACGCGUAAAGAGAGAUAAGCACAAAAAGUGAGGUUAGAAAGUAAAUAUUUUGAGUCUUUUAUUGUCAACAUAAACAAAAAGAAAGAAUUUUAGACAUUUCGGACGUGUGCAUAAAAGUCACAAGAAAAUGCAAUUAAAUGCACUUAACUAAUUGAGAAACAUGUAUCCGAAAAUCAAUGGCCGAUGUGGACGAAGACAGCUAAAUAUGAUUUGUGAUUGAUUAUUUUCGUGAUGGUGAAAGAAACAUAAAAAAAAUUGAGUUGUUUAUUCGUACUUGUUGUGUGCUUUGUAUUACAUCAAACGAGAGAGGAAGACAGAGUGUGAGACGCUGAGAGUUACUUUGAGAGUUUUCUUUUGGGGAAAAAAAUAAUCGUGUAUUAAAAUACACAUUAGAUAAAAAUGCCACAUCAGUAUGGUUUGCCGGGAUUCGCACAAUUACCACCGAGCCCACCAUCACAGGCUUUACUGCCCCGGAUUGGCGGCGGAGCCGUGGUACCGGGUCCCGCUGGAAGCGGAUCGAUGACAAACACAAAUUCCAACUCAAUCUUCAGAUUACAAGAAGACACGAGAUUAACACGAGAAGCUAUGGAACGAUAUAUGCGAGACCGUAACGAUAAAGUCAUAGUUAUUUUACAUGCAAAGGUGGCACAAAAAUCCUAUGGAAACGAAAAACGCUUUUUCUGCCCGCCGCCGUGCAUUUAUUUGUUCGGCAAUGGUUGGCGCCAUCGACAAGAGGAGAUGAUUCGAAAUGGUGAAACGGAGCAAGGAUCUCAACUGUGCGCAUUCAUUGGUAUUGGUAAUUCCGAUCAGGAUAUGCAACAAUUGGAUUUAAAUAAUGGCAAACAGUAUUGUGCAGCGAAAACAUUAUUCAUAUCCGAUUCGGAUAAGCGAAAACAUUUUAUGCUAUCGGUGAAAAUGUUUUACGGCAAUGGUCACGACAUCGGCAUGUUUCAUUCAAAACGAAUUAAAGUCAUAUCAAAACCAUCGAAGAAGAAACAAUCAUUGAAAAAUGCCGAUCUAUGCAUAGCAAGUGGAACAAAUGUAGCGCUAUUCAAUCGGCUUCGUUCACAAACUGUGUCCACACGAUAUUUACAUGUGGAAAAUGGACAUUUUCAUGCGAGCUCAACGCAAUGGGGCGCUUUCAAAAUUCACUUACUCGACGACAACGAAAGCGAAUCGGAAGAGUUUCUUGUGAAGGAUGGUUAUGUUCAUUAUGGUGCAACAGUGAAACUAGUCUGUUCGGUAACGGGUAUGGCAUUACCUCGUUUAAUUAUAAGAAAAGUCGACAAGCAAAUGGCAUUGCUCGAAGCCGACGAUCCCGUUUCGCAGCUUCAUAAAUGUGCAUUUUAUAUGAAAGACACGGAACGCAUGUAUUUGUGUUUGUCACAAGAAAAAAUCAUUCAAUUUCAAGCGACACCGUGUCCAAAAGAGCCAAACAAAGAAAUGAUUAACGAUGGCGCAUGCUGGACUAUCAUAUCCACCGAUAAAGCUGAAUAUCAAUUCUACGAAGGAAUGGGACCCGUACGGUCGCCAGUAACUCCUGUGCCAAUUGUGAACUCAUUGAAUUUGAAUGGUGGCGGCGAUGUUGCGAUGCUCGAACUCACUGGUGAUAAUUUUACACCGCACCUACAGGUUUGGUUUGGUGACGUUGAAGCUGAGACUAUGUACAGAUGUGCCGAAACUUUGCUGUGCGUUGUACCCGAUAUUCAAGAAUUCCGCGGUGAAUGGCUCUGGGUGCGUCAGCCCAAGCAAGUGCCAAUUUCGCUCGUUAGAAAUGACGGAAUAAUUUAUGCAACCGGAUUAACGUUUACGUAUACACCGGAGCCAGGACCGCGUCCACAAUGUGCGCCGGUUAGUGAAUUGGUGCGAGGUCGUACAACAAAUAACAGCACCAACAGCAACAACAACAAUAAUAACACUAGCAAUUCAAGCGUCACACAAAAUGCGCUGCCAUCUAUUUCAAAUGUAGCGUGGAAUUCACAUUCCGGCCUAUCAUAGACUUGAGCUUUAUAGAAACAAAAGACAUUUGUUUUAUAUUAUUCUUUUCCAUUUGCAUCGAUUAUUUUUUUUUUGUUCUUCGCUGAUAUUCGCGACCAAAAGAGAUUCAUAUUUCCCUUUUUUGCUGUCGACUUUCGGAUUAAAAUGGUAUCUCAAGCAAUUUGUUGAAUGUAUUUUGUGAACAUGAUGAGUAGGUACGCGCAUCACCCUAUUUUUUAAUUAUAAAAUUGUAAUCUUUUUAUUCACAAUCACUCGUAUUUUUGUUACAAGACACAAAGAUGCAACAAAUUUACUGAACAAAAAACAACAUCAACUAGAUUUAAUUGUAUUAUAAAGGCAAAUAUCAUUUUAGAUAUUGACAUAUAUAGAUAUUUUCAAGAGCGAGAUUCUAAUGAUUUUUGUUUCUCUGUAUUUCAUCAUUUCUUAUUGUAUAUGUAUUCAAUCAGUAGAUAUUUUUUUAUUUGUAUUUACUCGUAUUUAAUCUCAAAAAGUCUCAAAACAUUUCAAGGAACUUGAUAGCUUAUGAACAAAUUUUUAUUCGAUCAUAUUUUAUUUUCCUUCACAAAUUUUCUCGCAUAUAUAUUUUUAGUAGUCACAAACGUCAUUGAAUUUAAUUUAGAAAUUUUACAAGAUAAAAUUGUAUUACAUCGCGUUAACGACGCAAAACAACGCAAAACGUUUUUUUUUGUUUUCAAUUUAGAAACAUUUAUCGAGACUCAACCGAUUCAAGACGUAUCAAAAAGAACAAUUAAGAUUUUUUUUUGUUUCUCUUUACACUUUACUAUCAUUAUUUUGUGUCUGUAUGUUCAUAAUUUGCCGUGUGAUCGACUGUCCGUCUGAUAGAUAAGCCAAAUGAAUUGUUUUUGGUGCAGUGUCUGGUGGCAUUGAACAUUUUCAAAACGUUUUCGCAACCAUUUUAUGAAACGGAUGCUGUGAUCGCUAUCGAUUUACCUCGAAUCAAACAUGUACUUCAGUGCACACAUCUCUCUAUUUUAACGCAUCAUUUCGAUAACACUCAACAAACAUAUGAAUGUAAUCAUCUACUUGAAUUUACAUCGAUGAAAGAAAAUAACAAAUAGAAAUACGAAUUUUCAUGAAUUAACUCUCAAAAUGUAGAAUUUAUAAUAGCCUUGUGCGACCAAGCGAUCACACACACACACACACACACCCACAGCAAAUUCGAAAUAACUUUCGAAAUAAAAAACAACAAAAAUAUCAUAGAACAAAACCAAUUGCCAAAUUUAUUGACAAAGAACGAGAUAAAUUUUAAUCAUUUUUAUACAGAAUGGAAAACUAUAUAUUCUUAAGAAAAUGAUUUGAUUUUAAUAGAAAUUAAGCAUAUCAACACCCAUUCCUGACUGUAAUGAUCAAAUGAUGGAAAGAAAAUAUUCAUUUUUUUUAAGUAAAAAUACAUGAAUUUAUAAAUCAAAAGCAAAACAAA
Molecule: messenger RNA, 4396 nt
Organism: Contarinia nasturtii (swede midge)
Lineage: Eukaryota; Metazoa; Arthropoda; Insecta; Diptera; Cecidomyiidae
Gene: Su(H)
Product: suppressor of hairless protein
Exons: 5
Coding region: 1357-2955 (532 amino acids)
Biological process (GO): regulation of transcription by RNA polymerase II
Cellular component (GO): nucleus
Molecular function (GO): RNA polymerase II cis-regulatory region sequence-specific DNA binding; DNA-binding transcription activator activity, RNA polymerase II-specific
Source: RefSeq, a predicted model, not a curated record